GGAACAAUACUUUCUGUAAUUUGUCUUAGUUUCUGGUAAUUUGCUUAAACACAACUUUAUUGAGGAAUAUGCUCCACAUGCGCCCACUAUAAACUAAUAUAGUAAAGGUUUUAUAGAUGUUGGCACAGGGCGCCUCCACAGGACAGGGCCAGAUUAUUAGCUAAUAAUGCAGGACCCACCUUAGUUGAUACUGUGCUUUAGUGGUGCAAACAACUUAUCAGAUUUCUAAUUGAAUCACAUUUACCAGGACCACUUGAGACGGAUGAAAGGAAUAAUGGAACAAUAUGUAGAGUUAGUCAUUUAAUUAACCACAUAAAAAGAAACUCAUGCAGAGAAUUUUUUUUCUACAGUUUCAUCCUCCAGUCCAGUAGGUGGCGCUAUCUUAAUACCGGGAGGAAAGCAUGUCAGAUAGUCUGUAUCCUUAUAUAAUAAAUUCAAUUGUAAAUUUAUAAAAGAUAGAUACAAAAUAAAUAUCGUGACACAUUUUUACAAAUAAUAAAUAUACAGUAUAUAGGAACGAAGUUAUUAUAGACGAUUUAUUAAAUCCAGACUCUGGUCAAGCCCAAACCUGAAGAGGAACUUGGUUGCCUAGCGACCAGUGGACGUGUAGCGUUAGCUAGCUAGCUAGGCAAUCUGCUAGCACAUGGAUUAUGCCCCAUAAGACAGCGAAUAAAUGCCACCAAAAAGAAAAGGACCUUUGCAACUUGUCCAGAGAGAAGUGGACGAAAUCAAAAAACAGGUUGACAGUCUGGUGAAGGAUGUGCGGAGUCGGCGCGAACCCACUGAAGAGGCAUUUCGGAGAUGUCAAGAGCUGCAGAUGUCGGCAGAGAAGACACUACGGACGCUGAAGAAACUGACAAAGGCUGAUGAGCCAGCUCCGGUGGGAAACUACGAUCAGAGGAAACUGGAAGAGGAGAGACGCCUGCAGAACAACUUGGAGCAUCUGAACACGCUCUCUCUGGAGCUUUCACCACCGGGACCGAGCACUGCUGCAGGUGAUGUUUCAAAAGAAGAUAGUGAGGAUGAUGAUGAUGAAGACAGUAACGAUGAUGAUGAUGAUGAUGAGGAUGGUGAUGAGGAUGAAGAUGAGAAGCGAGCUGUGAAACCGCCCUCUCAGUCAGACUCUCGCAUCUACACAGCCCUCAGUGAUUUCAAAGGAGAGCAGGAAGGAGAUCUGUCUGUUCAGAGGGGAGAGGUAUUGAGGAUUAUCAGGAAGACAGCAGAUGGAUGGUGGCUGGCUCAGGAUACUAAGGGCAACAGAGGAGUGGUUCCAAAAACCUACCUGAAGAUUGGCUCUGGUGUUGACGAUGAAGAAGACAAUGACGACGAUGACCAGGACGACGGUGAUGAAGAUGAAAAUGAGGAGGAGUCAUCAGAGGAGCAGGAAGAGCAAGAUGAAGAUGAAGAACUGACUGAUGACCGUGACAAACAGAGCAGGGCUUCACAUUCCAACUGGUCUACUGUGAGAAAGGCUCUGACUGAGAUUGAUGCAACAGAUGUGCUCUCUGCCAUGGGGGCUAUACCUUCAGGGUUCAGACCAUCAACUCUCAAUAAACUGCUGGUGGAGGAAGGUGUAACAUACAGAGGAAGUCACCAUAUUCAGCCUAAGCUCAGCCAAUCACAGCUCUCGUUUAAAGACCUCUUUCUGGACCCAGACACUGGCAGGGUUCGUGCGCGGCAGGUCCGGACUUGUGUCUGUUUCACUUUGUGGAGCUGCAGGAUGAUUCCCACCCCUGGGGUUGGAGUUCAGGUUCUCAGUAGACACGUCCGCCUCUGCGCCUUUGAUGGAACUCAGGUGCUGAGUAACAUCCACACAGUGAGGGCAACCUACAACUCCAAGAGCCCCAAGACCUGGAGCUUCUCUCCAAGGAUGACAGGUAUCCUACCCACCCUCCUAGACGGAGACUGUUUCCUACGCUGCGACUCUGCGUCUCCUGACCUCGGUAUCCUCUUUGAACUGGGAGUCACCUUUAUACGGAAUUCUACAGGUGAGAGAGGAGACCUGAGCUGUGGCUGGGCUUUCCUCAAACUGACCGAUGACACUGGAAAUCCAAUCCCCAAUAGGACCUAUGAGUUGCCAGUGAACGGUGGCACUCCCUAUGAGAAGGAUGUAGCAGUGGAGGCUUCAGUCCCCAGAGGAUCUCCAGCUGGUGUUUUCCAGCAGAUACUGCAGGCCAGGCGGCAGCCUAAACUGAUUGUAAAGUUGAAAUCAGCCAACAGCCGGACCAGAACGCAGCUCAGUCUCCUCCCAGACACUCUGCUGCACUGUUUGAGCUGCAUCCACCUGCUGGCUCUGCACAGACAGCUGCUAGCUGAUACACUACUGAUGGACAGGCCGACCAUGCAGAAUGCAGAUCUGAUAUGCAGUCCUAUACUUUCUACCUUCCCUGUGCUGUUGGACCAACCAGACCUGCUGGAUGCCCUCAGGGGUGCCUGGUUGGAUGCUGACACCAAUAUGAGCAGAGCACAGAAGAGAGACUCGUCUGUUCUGAAACAGGAGUUUGUUAAAGUCUACAUGUCGUCCGUCUAUUUCCUCCUUCACUCGCCCUCGCUGCCCUGUCAUCGCUGGGCUGACCCUCCCUCAGAGGAGCAGCGGGCCAGAGUCAUUUACGCCACCCUGGAUUCUCUCAAACACGCCCAGCACACCACGAGCCUAUCAGGUGGUCUAGAGGUUUUUGUUGACCCUAAGCACUCUCAUCAAGCCUUUGAUGUCACAGAGCUGACCUUUGACCUCCUUCAAGUAGCACGGUAACGAUUACAUCACAUCACUCAGAGGGAACGUAAAAUUUUAUUGAAGUUAAUUAAAUUUUUAUAUAAAAAAUGUAUAUUUAUUGUAUUUUAGACAUAAGUUUGGUCUAUUAGAAAGAAUAAAGCCUCUAAAUAUGCCAUAAACGCAUUUUGGAACAUUUUUAAAAUAUGUAAACUUAAACGAUAAAGAUGGCGAUGUUCUAUAUUUUUAAUAAAUCCUAUGAAAAGACUAAAAGCAACAGUAGGUUAGUCAACUUCUCAGUACUUUCCAACUUCCUCACCCUAUCGGUGGCUCUCAGUCAGAAGCCCACUGGUUCCUGCUGAAAAUGUAAAUCUUUAAGAAAAAAAAAGGAUCAUGAAUUGAUACUUGAAUUUUUAAAAAAGGCCAAAAUAAAUUUCUAAAAUACCUGGGCACUAUGGUUUUUAGCAAAUGGUACUCAAAUAGAAGUAAAUUUUGCAUUUGUUGGGGACUAUUUUAAGCUGUGGAUUAAUAUACAAUUUCUGCUCCGUUGAGUAUUUAUGGCAGCAGGACGGUGUGUGUGGGACUGACUCAAAAUAAACUGCACUGCCUAUGUACAUUGCGCAAUGUUGUGGCUCACUUGUGUGUUUUCAAGACUUUUUUAAGUAACUGAGCACUAUGGCACACAUGAAUAAAUUAUAUCAGGCUUUGGAAACACAGGCAUUACAUGUUAGAAUCACUACAUUGUUGGUUUUGGUCUUAUGAUGGGAUUUUUUUGACAAUAAUAAAAAUACAUAACAUCACCAUACCUAUCCUUUAAGUACGUAACUGUGACGAUACUCCUCUCCUCUACUCUGCAUUGUGACGGGAAAGGAAGUGGUCUCAGCUUUGAGAAUUGCUAGCACCAUGCUAACACAUACUUAACAUACAGUGAAGGCACAAAGACCUCUCUGUGUACCUUGUGAUAACAUGAGACACUGAUUAUGGCGAAUGAGCCUGUUAAUUGCCUUAAUAGGUGUGAAAUAAAGGUUGAGCAAAUUUAGACAAUGGUAACAAUUUAACAAAGAUGCCUCCUUAAUCUAAUCACUGAGUUCACUCUUCUCCUCUUAAAGUAAACACAGAUUAAAGUAAUAAGGGAGGAACACUUUGUUCUGAACAGAUUUCUGUAAUAAUAGAACCAAUACUGACAUUAUUAGCACGUUUUGAUACUGCUAUUUACUGCCAAAUUGCUCUAUUUUGUAAUAAUUAUAUUAAAAUCAGCCGUUGAUUUAUUACA
This is a messenger RNA of Xiphias gladius (swordfish), 3983 nucleotides long. RefSeq names its product nephronophthisis 1 (gene nphp1). The transcript has 20 exons. The record is from RefSeq and is a predicted model, not a curated record. Bases 674 to 2752 code for a protein of 692 amino acids. Gene Ontology annotation, biological process: protein localization involved in establishment of planar polarity. Lineage: Eukaryota; Metazoa; Chordata; Actinopteri; Istiophoriformes; Xiphiidae. Gene Ontology annotation, molecular function: protein binding. Gene Ontology annotation, cellular component: cilium; cytoplasm.